GGAACCGGUAGUCCAUGUUCUUUGUUCUCGUAAUGAGCUAGGUAACCGUGUCAGUGUCCUGUCUCUCUCCCGCUGUCAGGACCCCCAGACUCCUGCCGCUGUACCGGUCGGCAGGUAGCUCUGUCUGGACUUCGUAUACACACCAACACAAACACGUCGGUUUGUUGACAGCUCGGUGUCCCGCAGUUUAGGAGCUCACGGUCUGUCGACUUCUGAUGCUAACAAGGAGGCUAGCUGACGGUCUGACACAAACUAAGGCUAACGUUGCUGAAGAUCCGAAGAGUGAAUCAAUGUGUUUUUGGAGUCUUUCAGAAGUUUGUCAAGCAAUGAUUUUAUUCUGAAACGGAAAUUUGGCCAACUCAACCUACUCACGUGUACUAGCCGGUGCUAACAAGCUCAUUAAGCACAUUUGAAGGUAAUGCUCCUGAACGCAACCUUUGCAGAUCCAAAGGUUGCCAGGUUAAACCAAAGACAUGUAGAGGAGAGGCCCGACUUCUAAAUGGCAGCAGGGGUCACCCAUGGUAUUCAGCUGAUCUAUUCCAGCACACCCACAGGUGUGUCUAUGGCCUGAGGACCUAUCGGCCUGAAUCAUUGUGAACAAGUAUUACGGCUUCAGCACACAGCUGGCAGUACAUGCAUGCUUUCACAAUAAGAGCGUGACAGUCUGAUGAGCUGAGAGUCUCUGCCGUCUUAAUUCAACUCCGACAAGCUCUGUGAGGAAGCAUGGCAGCUGUGGUGAGCAGAACGUGGGGGUGGGUGCGUUCCUGGGUGGGCAACAGUGCUGUGUCAGAGAAUAACGCAGAGGUGAGAGCCAGGGGCCAGGAGCAAGGGGUCAGCAAACAGGGCCAGAAGGGUUGGACCUCUUGGAUCUGGGGAGGGUGGAGAAGCGAGAAAAGUAGUCCGGUGGAGGAGUUCUGGGAGGCGCAGGAGAAGAUUCAGCCGAGAGAAAUCGAAGUCCUUGGCACUACGCAACAGGAGACAAAUCCAGAGUCCAGAUGGUGGAAUAAGUAUCUCCCAACUUCCUACAUUUCAUGGCCAGGAAUAAGCGAGCCAAGCGGACUAAGACGGAGGAAACGGGAUGUAGUUUUGUGCGAAGGUGACGGGGACUUUUCCGACUAUGGAACGCCUCCUCCCUCUCCCACACCUCCUUCCUCAUCUCCUUUUCGACUGUUUGCUAACAGCUGGAAGGUGGACAUCCUCCCAGAGCACUACGACAUCUGCUUCAACUUCCUGCGCCACCUGUUCGAUCUGUUCGUGGUGGGCUUCCUAUGGACGGUGUCCCCCCCCACCAAGCUGAUCCUGGAGGUGUUCGGGGUGCAGGGGGCGCUGAGGCUAUGGCUGCACGGCAUGGCCAUGUUUUUCGUCUCUUCUGUCGGGAUGGCGGGGUUGCUCUGGCUGAUUCAGGAGUACCUCCCUCAGUUCGCCUUGAUCUACGGCAUCAUCCAGGCCGUGGUGAUCUCCGUCAGCGUGCGGCAGAGCGUGAUACUUGGCGGGGAGGAGGAAGAAGAAAAAGAAGAACAUGAGGAGGAGGACAAGGACACAGAGGAGCAGAAGGACACUCUGGAAUGUAAAGAAAAGCUUGUGUCUGUUAAAGACAAGGUGAAAACAAGUUAAAUGUGAGGCGGAGGAGCUGCUGUGUGUCAGCUGAUGAGGACCUCCAGCGGGACCACGCGCACACACACACACUGCUUCACCGGCUUAACAACAGUAUUUGCACCUUCAUUACACUCCUACAAGUUCUGCUCUUUUCACUUUAUGUUUAACACUAAUGAACUGCAUUUCUAGAUGUCUGUCCUCACCUGAUGUUGAUGCUGUCUCCAGAAUAUGGACAUCACCAGGUUGAGUAACUACUACUACAGUGCCAUGGAUGUUGAAGGAGUAAAUGUUAAGUCAAGAAGAGAAAGCAUAUUGAAGUGCUGCGUUUUACUCUGCUAACAUUUCAUUUCCUGACUUAGGGGACUACUUUUUUUAUGAUCUACCCUGAGACAGUUUGGGACCAGGUUAUUGCCUUUGAUGCAUUCUGUGAAGAAAUGAACAUAUUAAAAUCCCCAAACACAGGCUAAAUGUUUCAGGGAGGAGGACAGAAAUGUGAAUCAAGGAGCAGAAUUCUGAAGGUUUUUAGUACGGCAGAUAUAAAUCUCUUCAGCUUCAGUGAGGUAAACAUUAAGAGUUGUCCAUAUAAAGUGAAUUUGGAAUCAUAAGGCUCUAUCCAGUCGAAGUGCACUUUAAAGCAUGAGUUUCUCUUCCAUCUCGGCACAAAAUUGAAAGCAGGUAUGAGAUUGAUUUGUACAAAAACUUCUAAACUACAAACCACAAUAUUACUUUGUGUACAGUCUGUGAUUACCCUGUUCAAUAUGUAUUUAUAAGCCAUCAGACCUGUGACAUCACAUCCCUUUUUGUGGGCGGAGCUUAUUUAACAGAAUGCUAACAUCCAAAUAUGGAGACGCUCUGUGAGGAAGUAGUAACUACACCGUAUCCAAGCAAUGAGAAAUGUUGUCUCUUAAAAAUAAAAGAUAUCUAUUUUCACAUCGAAGACUAUUUGAAUGGAAUACAAUGGAGUCUUUUUCUAGGAACUAGCGUCUAACAGCCAUAGAUGGAGCGCUCAGCUGAGAGGGCUUUAUCUUCCAUAUAAGUCAGCUCCGGAUCCGGGUUGGUGGAAAAGCGCUAAUUGAGUGCUGUUGUAAAUCCGGAAAUGUUGAAUACCCCAAAGUUUUUUGAUAUAAAUGUAUAGUAGGGGUCCCCAGUACACAGGCUGGAUGCUAACUUGCAUUAUGUUGGGCUGUAUUGCACAAUUAGCGUAAGUUGCGAUAAUUAGCAUAAAAUGUGAUAAUUUGCAUUAAUUAGCGUUAUAGCAUAUGCAGAUAAUAGUUCAAAUGGCUUUGCCGAUUUGGACAAUGUUGGGAGUGGUUUUGGGGGGUUAUUGAGGAUGUUGAAUCAAUUUCUGACAAUUUUAGGAUAAAAAAUUGCAGUUUUAACCGUAAGAUGGCCAUAUUUGUCCUCUUGAUGUACUGAUUUUGAUACAUUUUGGGUACAUUUUAGCUGUUUUGAGUCCCCUAAAACUAGGGGACUCAAAACAGCCAUUUAAAAAUAAAAAAAACAUAAGAAAUUAAUUCAACAUCCUCAUUAGCCACACCAAAGGUGUCCAAAUCAGCCAAACCGUUUUUUUAGCUAUUGUCUGCAUAUGCUAGUUAACGCAACUUAUGCUAAUUGUGCAAAUUGCCCAACAAAUGCAAGUUAGCAUCCGGCAGUUUCUAUGUGCUGGGGACCACUACUAUACAUUUCUAUUAUUAAACUUCGAGGUGCUCAACAUUUCUGGGUUCACAGUGCUGGAAAGUAGACUAUAUAAAUCAUUUGUGCUGGUAAAUGUGUUUUGUACUUUAUAUUUGUUCAUAUGGAAGACGUUUCUGGAAGACUUUACCACGUUCAGUGCAUGAUUUACUUUACAUUGAGUCAUAUGGUCGUUGCUUGUACCAUGAAUCUGUUCAGAGAUGUGACACUAACAAUAAUACCAGCAGCAUAUCAAUGUGUCAUGCUAGUUUGUUGCCUUUGGUUAUGACCUGUGCCAUGAUGUUUGUUCAAACUUGACUUAUUCCUACCAGUACGUGAUUUCUGGACUUUAGUUGAUGUCAUGCUUUAGAGUUAAAGGUACAGCAGUGAAAUAGCAUGUUUUUCCUACACGUUGUAUUUUAACAUAUUUGACUUGUAUUACACAUUCUCUCUACAGCAUGUGUAUAUCAUGUGUUAUCUGAAGAGCUUUGUUUGUUGGCGGUAUCACAGCAGAUGGAAGCAUUUGUGUGCACAUUGUUCUUAUAUACAAUACUAGUGUGAAAAUCCAAUUUUAAUCAAUAUCAGAACCACUACAUUUAAAAAAACGUAUUUUGCAAGUGAUUUUCAGUGUAUUCCAGCGCGUAACUCUGCCAUAGCAACAUCAAAGUGAAUAUGACUCCCUUUUUUUGUUUUAAAAAGCAUCCUAAACGUGGAAAAGAAAUAGAAUCUUAAAUAUUUUAAACAAUCGGUCAACAGAAUAAAUAUUUUGAAAUUAUAACUGUUUGAGUCUUUUUUUUAUAGAUAAGGGCGCUGAAAUCAAUGAAGACAAUAAUAGUUGCUGCCCUUUAUUCAAUUGAAUGAUAUUGUUAUUUGGACAUAAAAUGAAGGAUUUAAUGAUGACACAUUUUAUAGAAGAAGCCUCUCUUGCACUUAUUCCACUAACAAGCUGAACUCAGGUGUUCCAGUGGCACAUUUUCGGCAACAAUUUAAUAAAAACGUCCAUUUUGCUUUACAUUUGAUUGUAAUUAUGGCAGUGCUUUGCCAAAGAGAGUACACUAUAAAUCAUUAGCACUAUUCUUUUUUCAUUAUUGAAGUAUUCAUCUUUUUUGGAGAGGUUUGGGGCCACAUUUGAAUUUUUUUAGAUAAGUGAAAUUCGAUUUUUGAGUUCUGAAAUUAAUCUCAUAAUUCUGACUUUAAAGUCUGAACUCAACAUUUAUUUAAAUGUGCUUGGAUCUCAGAAAGAAUUCCACAUGUGACCCUAAAGCGCCUCCAUAUUUUACAAACAAUACAAUAUGAUUUCCAAGUUGUAUUUGCUAAAUAACCUCAUGACAUUGACAUUGACCUCAUGUUAAUUUAAGUCCCAAGAGGACUUGUGUACAUCUGUGUUGCCUUUAAUCAUAACAUAUUGCAGUGACAUGAACACGGAUAGUCUUUGGUAAGGAAAGCUAUUUUUAUAAGAGCGGCGGACACACUGACUGCUGGAUCUCUGCUUCUGGUAUCUGUGAACUAGCUGUACUACGGUAACUGAGGCUCAAUAAAUGUUCUCUUUAUUAAA
Messenger RNA from Eleginops maclovinus (Patagonian blennie), 4822 nucleotides. It is a transcript of the gene c13h6orf47, whose product is annotated as chromosome 13 C6orf47 homolog. The coding region runs from base 724 to 1614 and encodes 296 amino acids. The transcript is spliced from 3 exons. The record is from RefSeq and is a predicted model, not a curated record. Lineage: Eukaryota; Metazoa; Chordata; Actinopteri; Perciformes; Eleginopidae.